GGAGGAAGAACAUGGCGGGCGCGGCGGGGCCUGCUGCCGGCUCAGGGGCCGCCGGCGGAGAUGGAGACGAUUCGCUCUACCCCAUCGCGGUCUUAAUCGACGAGCUCCGCAAUGAGGACGUGCAGCUCCGUCUCAAUAGCAUUAAGAAAUUAUCGACAAUUGCUCUAGCACUUGGAGUAGAAAGGACACGAACUGAACUGCUGCCAUUCCUUACAGAUACAAUUUAUGAUGAAGAUGAGGUACUGUUAGCUCUUGCUGAGCAGCUGGGAAAUUUCACUGGCCUGGUGGGAGGUCCUGACUUUGCCCACUGUUUGUUGCCUCCUCUGGAAAGCCUGGCAACUGUGGAAGAGACUGUGGUUCGAGAUAAGGCUGUGGAGUCCCUGAGGCAGAUUUCGCAGGAGCACACGCCAGUGGCUCUGGAGGCUCACUUCGUACCUCUGGUGAAGCGCUUAGCGAGUGGGGAUUGGUUCACCUCUCGCACAUCUGCAUGUGGUUUGUUCAGCGUUUGCUAUCCUAGGGCUUCCAUUGCUGUCAAAGGAGAAAUUAAACAGUACUUCCGUUCCUUGUGCUCAGAUGACACACCAAUGGUCCGACGUGCUGCUGCUUCCAAACUGGGUGAAUUUGCAAAAGUUUUGGAAUUAGACAGUGUGAAAAGUGAAAUCGUUCCUUUGUUCACUAAUCUAGCUUCAGAUGAACAGGACUCAGUGCGCCUGCUGGCCGUGGAGGCCUGUGUCAGUAUUGCCCAGUUACUGUCUCAGGAGGACAUUGAGGCUUUGGUGAUGCCUACACUUCGACAAGCUGCAGAAGAUAAAUCUUGGCGAGUUCGCUAUAUGGUAGCUGACAAAUUUUCAGAGCUCCAGAAAGCUGUGGGUCCCAAAAUCACCCUAAAUGACCUCAUCCCCGCCUUUCAGAACCUACUCAAAGACUGUGAAGCUGAAGUCCGAGCAGCAGCUGCCCAUAAAGUAAAAGAACUUUGUGAGAACUUGCCUAUAGAAGGUAGAGAGACCAUAAUUAUGAAUCAAAUUCUACCCUAUAUAAAGGAAUUAGUAUCUGAUACAAAUCAACAUGUCAAGUCAGCUCUAGCUUCUGUAAUUAUGGGGUUGGCUACCAUUUUGGGCAAAGAGAAUACCAUUGAACAUCUUCUGCCUCUCUUUUUAGCUCAGUUAAAGGAUGAGUGUCCUGAGGUUCGUUUGAAUAUCAUCUCCAAUUUGGAUUGUGUAAAUGAAGUGAUUGGAAUCCGGCAGCUCUCUCAGUCACUCCUUCCUGCCAUAGUGGAGCUGGCUGAAGAUGCUAAAUGGAGGGUCCGGCUGGCCAUCAUCGAGUAUAUGCCACUGCUGGCCGGCCAGCUGGGUGUGGAAUUCUUUGAUGAAAAGCUGAAUUCUUUAUGUAUGGCCUGGCUUGUGGACCAUGUGUACGCCAUCCGGGAAGCUGCCACCAGUAACCUCAUGAAGCUAGUUCAGAAGUUCGGUACAGAGUGGGCCCAAAAUACCAUCGUUCCCAAAGUGUUAGUAAUGGCGAAUGAUCCUAAUUACUUGCAUAGAAUGACCACUUUAUUCUGCAUUAAUGCACUGUCUGAAGCCUGUGGUCAGGAAAUAACCACUAAGCAGAUGCUGCCUAUUGUAUUGAAAAUGGCAGGAGAUCAAGUAGCAAAUGUCCGUUUCAAUGUGGCCAAAUCUCUACAGAAAAUUGGACCAAUUCUGGAUACCGAUGCUUUGCAGGUGGAAGUUAAGCCGGUACUACAGAAGCUAGGCCAAGAUGAAGAUAUGGAUGUCAAGUAUUUUGCACAGGAAGCCAUAAGUGUGCUUGCACUGGCAUAACGAGGAACGAGGGGGAAGACUUUACUAAGUUCUUAUCACAGAUUUCUAGUCAAUGUGUUCUUGAACUGGGUGGAGAGAAAAAUGGAAAACCUUCAAGACCUCAUCCGAGCAAAUGGCAGCACCUUACAAGAAAUCAAAUUUCAGUGACUUGAUUCUUUCUAAAGAUGAGAUGGCAUUGUUUUUCACUUGUCUUCCUUGUUGGGAUAAUUUAAACUGUUCUUAUUGUUUGUGACUAAACUGUUCUUAUUGUUUGUGACCAAUUUCUGAUACUCUGCACAGUCAUUUCUUGACUGUCUCCUAAUGAUUUAUUUAGUACCGUCUGGGCUCCUGUAUCGUCGUCGUUUAAUCAGGUCCCAGCCUCUUUAAUAUUCCACCAAGCCUGGACAGGUUUUGGACCCAGACGUGGAACAGAGUGAUAUUUUUGAUGUUUACAUGUAUCUGUGUGUCUCCAUUCCAGAGUUAAAUGUACAUGGCUUAGAAUAACUUAUUUUAUGAGCACUCCACGUGGGAGACAGACUGAGAUUUAACUGUAGUGAAAACCAUAUUCUCCUGGAUGAUGAUGGUCCGUGUCAGUGUCUCCUGCGGAAGGGGAAUGUGCACACUCAGGGUUCAUGUGUUGGUUGUUUUGGUUUUUAUUUGCUCGAUUUUGGCUGUAAUCAUGUCAUUCAGAAACCUGAAGUGCAGAUGCAUCUUGCUCCUGAUGUGUUGUGUUAAAACCUAACUCCAUUUCUGCAGCUCCCCACUGUGACUGUGUUCAAAAAUACUCCUCUUUCUCCCUGCUGAGAUGCUUAAAAUUUAGUGCCUCUUAAUAAGCAGUGGUUCUACUGUUUGAUUGUAGAUUGCAGUUGCAUUUCUAAUGAGUAAAGGAACCAGUGGUACAACAUUGAGGAUUUCCUGCUCCUUACCUGGUUCUGCUUUCAGCUGUGUGGACAUUUGGUUCUUGCUAUAUUAUACAGUAAUAGCUUUCCAAACUGAAGGUUCAUUUUUUUGGUAAGGGUGAUGCUGGAAUCUUAUCAUUUGAAAUGUUAUCCUACUUUUAUAGUAAAACCUCAUUAAUUCCUCCUGGAAUUGAUAAUGACUUAAAGCUGAAGGGUUUGCUGAAGCAAAUUAAUUGUAUGUAAGGAAGCCUGAUUGGUCUGAACUACUUAAACGCUCUUUAAAAAGCACCCUUUUCGCACUUGAUAUGCCUAGUUUCUUAUCACUCUCAUCAGUUAUAUUAAAAUACCUCACGACUGAAGCGACUUAGCAGCAGCAGCAGCCUUCUGUCUGGUUUCCUGUCUUUAUUCUUACUGGGUUUCCACAUUACUGUCAGGUUUAAUUUCUAAAAGCACUGUGCUGAUCCUCCCCAGCCCCCUGCUCAUAAACUCUCGGUGACUCCCCAUUAUCUAACCCCCCCUGACCUCAACCUCGGAGUCCUGAGCCCAGAAUCUGAAGUUAGGGGACCUGUACUUAACUAGGCUCUGCUGUAAACUUACUGAGUGACCUUGGGUAUGCCACGACAAAAUUUGCAAAUAGGGCUUUGGAUUUGAUAACUGCUAAGGUUUCUUCAAGCUCCAUCAGGUCACUGUUCUUUUUAACAUUAAUCCUUACUCACCUCCUGUGUUAUCGCUGGGCUGUUCUGUGAUUUCCUGCCUUAUGCCUUUGUUGGAGCUCUCAUCUUCUAGUCUGGAAUUCCUGCUCCUCAGUUCCUUUUCUCUGUACCUUCACAUAAGUCCUAUCCUUUGUUUUGAAAUAAUGUUACCUGGCUUUGAACUCUUGGUAUCAGCCUGUGUCACCUACUUUGUGUUAAUAUAACUAUUCUAGUUUUAAAAAAUCUUCUAUUAGUAAAAAAAAAUAAAUAAAAUACCUUCUGUGAGGAUCUUUACCCGGCCACACCUUUAUUUAGAUACAUUAAAUUUGCUCUUUAUACGUGAUAGAUAUACACACAUAUUUAAUGGAGGAUUUAAAUAUUUUUUCUUUUAAAUUUAUGAAGAUUUUUCACGUAUGUCUUGCCCUAAUGACUUUUUAAUUAAUGAGGUUUUAUUAUAGCUUAUUUUUCUCUCAGUGCAUCUUGCUGAGUCUGAGUCUUGCUGUAGUCUGCUUGUUUCCAUUUUGGUUUUCAAAUAGUUUCUUUCAUUUAUAGUCUCUUAAAGCCAAUGAGCCCUGUUCUGUUUUGUGAAGGCACGAAGACUUCUAGGAAGCUUUGUACAUUAAACCAUUUCAGAAAACCAAGUUUGACCAAAUACUUUAAAGUUUGUCUUACCUUAGAAAAGCAGAACAUUUAAAGUCAAAAUUAUCUGAGUGCAUUUAAAACUGCCAAACUAGUUUAUAGUUAUUUUCUAUUUUUUUACUUCAGGGCGAAGGACUAAAUAUUUUCUUAGGCAAAAAUCUUUUCUUUCCCUGAAGAAAUCAUUAAUUAUUAUGCUGUAAACAAUUUUUGUUUCAUGGUUCUUUUUGUUUUUUUAUUACCUUGCAGUUAUGCUCAUCAUUGAAUUUCAUAUUUGAGAGACUUUUGCCUUAAUUGAAAUGAAUUUACACAACCAUUGCUGUCCUCUGGUUUGGGGACAGAUUCUUUACUGGUUUUGUGAACCUCCUGGGGAGCACUGUGCAUUGACUUCCACCCUCAGAUGUGGUGAAGGGGAGACUGUGAACCCUUUCUCUCUCAGGCUUGGGUCAGGGAGCUCAGCAGGGCCCUGUGGUUUUGGGUCACCCUAUAGGGACUUCAUUGUUUCUUCUGACUUCAACAAUAAGGAUCCAUUUUGUUACUCUUCAGAGGAACUGUUCUUUGGCUCAUAACUUUUCUCCAUGUAUUAGUUUUCUUGCCUUAAUUUCACAGGAAUGUAAGCUCCAGGAGCUCUGUAAGGGCUGGGGUUUUUGUUUUGUCUUCUGCUGUAUCUGUACCACCAGCAUUUGGGUUAGUGUCUGGUGUACAUAGUAGGCGCUCAAUAAAAAUGUGUUCAAUGCAUUUCUAAAA
Messenger RNA from Odocoileus virginianus texanus, 4770 nucleotides. It is a transcript of the gene PPP2R1B, whose product is annotated as protein phosphatase 2 scaffold subunit Abeta. Gene Ontology annotation, molecular function: protein binding; protein phosphatase regulator activity. The record is from RefSeq and is a predicted model, not a curated record. NCBI's taxonomy places the organism in Eukaryota, Metazoa, Chordata, Mammalia, Artiodactyla, Cervidae. Gene Ontology annotation, biological process: protein dephosphorylation. Gene Ontology annotation, cellular component: cytoplasm; protein phosphatase type 2A complex.